Sander lucioperca (pikeperch) is the source of this 2692-nucleotide messenger RNA. RefSeq names its product sodium channel, voltage-gated, type I, beta a (gene scn1ba). Gene Ontology annotation, molecular function: sodium channel regulator activity. Bases 87 to 752 code for a protein of 221 amino acids. The transcript has 7 exons. The record is from RefSeq and is a predicted model, not a curated record. Gene Ontology annotation, cellular component: voltage-gated sodium channel complex. NCBI's taxonomy places the organism in Eukaryota, Metazoa, Chordata, Actinopteri, Perciformes, Percidae. Gene Ontology annotation, biological process: sodium ion transport; regulation of heart rate by cardiac conduction; cardiac muscle cell action potential involved in contraction.
UAGCUGUGUGUGUGUGUGUGUGUGUGUGUGUCUCUGUGUGUUGUGACUCGCGUGAGAGCCGCCACCGGUCUUUUUCUCCAGUCAGGAUGUCUGCAAUGCAAGAGCUGCUGCUGCCUCUGGCCCUCCUGGUGCUUCAAGCGUCUCUGUGCUAUGGAGCCUGCGUGGAGGUGGACUCAGACACAGAGGCCGUGGCCAACGAAGGCUUCAAACUUGGCUGCAUUUCCUGCAAGAUGAGAAGCGAGGUGCCCGCCGCGGCCUCAGUCGACUGGCAAUUCAAGGGUUUAAAUGAGACCAACUUCAGCCACUUAUACCACUAUGAAAAUGAAAAUGCCUCUAUUGUUGACCCACGUUUCUAUGAGCGCCUGCACUGGAACGGCACCAAGGGCAGCGAUGACCUGCAGGAUGGCUCUAUCUUCAUCCUCAAUGUGACCUUCAAUGACGCAGGAACCUACAAGUGCAUAUUCAGCCGCACCCUCAAGUAUCCCAACUACAAGUUUUCAACUGACCCCAACAUGACUAUCGUCAUGAAAGUGGUGCCACAAGUCACCAGGGGACUGGCAUCCAUCUUGUCUGAGGUGAUGAUGUAUGUGUCCAUCAUCGGGCUGCAGGUAUGGCUCGUAAUUGAGAUGAUUUACUGCUACAGGAAGAUUGCAGCGGCAGGAGAGGAAGCUUUGAGAGAGAGCGCGGCGGAGUAUUUAGCUGUAGCAUCGGAAAGUAAAGAUAAUUGUGCAGGUCUUCAAGUGGCAGAAUAGCAUUGUUUUAUGUUUUUCACUUCAAGUCGAGGAAGAAUUCAAGAAAGCUUCCUUGAGGAAUCUCACAUUGCCACUUUCAUGCCCUCUGCUCUUACCAUCACUCACAUCCUGCCAUCCUUUCCACAUGAUGGAAAAAUCUAACCACACGAUGGAGAAAGAUCUUCAUAGGAAGUUUUUUCAAGUGACUUUCUGCAGAAGGAUGGAAAGGACUGAAAUGUAUCUUGUUGUGAGGGUCAGGAGGGAUGCAUGAGGUCGUGGUCCAAUGGGACAGAGGAAGAGGGUUGAACUGUGUAUGCACAGAUUAUUUUGUAUAGAUAUUAUAGGCCUACAUUGCAUAUACACUGUCUGCAUGCUUAUGAGCUAAUCAAAAUGACCGACAUCAUGUUUCUGAUGUUCAGUCAUGUUUUUAAGAGUUUUUAAUCAGUUGUGUCAUAUUUUAUUUCACAGUGUGUAACCGAUAAUGGUUUUAUAAAGCCAACUAAAAGCUGUCAGUGUUUCCUCUGUUGGCUUUACGAAGCUGUUAUGCACAUAAAAACAGCUUUUAAUGAUACAUCAACAUUAGAAGCGAGAUAUAUAUAUAUAUAUAUAUAUAUAUAUAUAUAUAUAUAUAUAUAUCCAAGUUGGUAAAAAAUUACCAAAGUUACGUUUUUGCACUACUGUAUUUUACCCAAACCACAUCUAAAUAGUCAAAACUAUGUUCCACUAAAUCCAUGAAGAUAUACUUUUAAUAUAUGAUGUAGGAGGGCAUUAGGAUCAAUAAAAACUAUGAAACGUUACUAUUGCAAUUUCUCCUGGGUUGGGCCCUUUUUUCUUAGUUAGAUUGACUGAACUAUCUGGGGAGUUUUGAGUUAUCCACUUUCAAAUAAAGGAACAUACAGUCAUUAGUCAUCAUAAAUAGGUUAAACUUAUUAGAAUAUUAGAAAAGCAUAGAGCCAGUCAUGUUUUUAAUGUUUCGGACUGGGAAAGCAACCGAGAUGAGCUCCUGUUUUAUCUUAAUUUCUCAGACAACCGUAAUGUUUUUUUACGGUAUUUUCCUACAUCUUCCAGAGCUCAUAAUGACAAAUCAACCCUAAAAAAUGUUUUGCAACAACAAUCUAAAAUAUUUAUAGUUCUAUAGUCUAUUGAUAUUUCAGUGGGAUUCCCUGUUAAUUAAAGCCUUUUCAGCAGUCCACUAUCCUGUUUAAACUGGCUGUGUAUUGUUAAAAAACUUGGAUGGUGAGGAGCAAAAAUGGCACCAGAAGCCAAGUGUGACUUCCCGUGACAUACUGUAUGGAAAGCCCUCUGAUGAUCAAUUUGUAGUACUGCCAAAAAAGCAACUUUACCAAUUUACUUGAAGUGAUAUGAACAUGUCACCUUUAGCUUUCCCACUGAUGUUUCAUACAAAUGUCUUGGGUGUUUUUGAAGAAACUUAAGGGCUUGGCAAAUCGCUGUAUAUAUGUAGCCUAUAACUGCCGUGGGCAAACGUACCACAAAACCUGUCCAGUGUGCCUCCCAGGGUGAAGCCAGUGGUUACCAAAAAGAAAAAAGGCAUAGCUUUGUUACAAACCUUAAGUGUUUGUAAAAACAGCUGUCCUUGCUUCUCUUUCAGAGACGGUCAGUGAACACCACAUGGCAGCCAAAGACUGCCAUUCUGCAUGUUUACUGUUCAUCUCUUUCUUACCAAAAGUAAGUUUGAUACAUCUUGAGACACUGAGAAGAAGGGAACACACACAAACGCAUGAAUUAAUACAGUAUAACGACAUGCUGCAUACUGAUGGAAGAAGCACAGUACAGUAUCAACACACAAUGUCCAAUGAGUUACAAGCUAAUAAAAAGUAAAAAAGUAAAGAAAAAUAUAAAACAAGUGAUACCUCCUCCAUUCAAGCAGUGAUACAUACUGUUGUACUACGGAUAUAACUGCAGUUUCCUCUUCAUGUGUAGGUGUCGAAAUGUUGCUUGCC